Anastrepha obliqua is the source of this 2426-nucleotide messenger RNA. It is a transcript of the gene Acox3, whose product is annotated as peroxisomal acyl-coenzyme A oxidase 3. The transcript is spliced from 7 exons. Gene Ontology annotation, molecular function: pristanoyl-CoA oxidase activity; fatty acid binding; FAD binding. Bases 283 to 2421 code for a protein of 712 amino acids. NCBI's taxonomy places the organism in Eukaryota, Metazoa, Arthropoda, Insecta, Diptera, Tephritidae. Gene Ontology annotation, cellular component: peroxisome. The record is from RefSeq and is a predicted model, not a curated record. Gene Ontology annotation, biological process: fatty acid beta-oxidation using acyl-CoA oxidase; lipid homeostasis.
CUCACGACAGUGCAUUUGUGUGUUUUGUUUUUAUCGCUCAUUUCUUAUAAAACUUACGUUGACGAAUUCGCACCGCGAGCUCACUGCGUCUCAACAAAUUGAGUGUUUCAACAAAAUCAGAGAAAACCAGCUUGUAAAUAAAUAUUAGCGGUUGGCUUUCACAACACAAAGUGACCACAAAUCUAGUCUUUAGUCAAGCUUUCUGCUGCGCGCAUAUUCACUUUAGAUUGAUUACAAUAUUAAAAACUAUCAAACUGUAUUAUACGUAAUAAAAAUAAAAAAAUGGCUGCAUUCAUGAAAUUCUUAUCACUUUUACAAAAUCCCAGCGAAACUGAGCAAGAGGGAGAGCCACCAAAGAAUAUACUCGAAGACAAAACCAUCUUCCCGGACUUCAAAACUGGACCAUUGAAUAAAUAUCGUCAACUGUCAACUUUUUGCUACAAGCGCAUGAGUAUCCUGUUGGAGGGAGAGGAGCAUAUACGCCUGAAGCACCGUAUUUGGAGUUUUUUGGAGAAGCAUCCCGACUUUCAGCAUGACUUGGAAACUCCUUCGUUGGAACAUCAGCGCCAAUUGGCUAACAAACGCUGUCAAUUGCUUUGGGAUCAGCAGUUCUAUGGACUAAGUGACUAUGUUUCCGCACCUAAUCUCUCGCUGGCCAUGUCCCAGGGCAUGUUCUCGUACGAGUUCAGCUUCGCCGUCAAGUAUUCACUCUCGAAUUACAUGUUCCCGAGCACCCUUCUAUCGCUGGGCACCGAGCGUUUGGCCAAGUAUGCGGCAAAAAUUGGAAACAACGAAAUUUUGGGCGCCUUUGCGCUCACCGAGAUCUCACACGGCACAAAUGCGCGUGGCAUGCGCACGCGUGCCACUUACGAUCCGAAGACGCGCGAAUUCAUCAUUCAUACACCCGACUUCGAGGCAGCCAAGUGUUGGGUGGGCAAUUUGGGCAAGACCUGCACACAUGCGAUUGUAUAUGCGCAGCUGUAUGUGCCCGAUGACACGUAUCAGGGACUAAAUGCGUUCCUCGUGCCAAUACGCAGCGAACGCACGCUUUUGCCAUUCCCUGGCGUCACAGUCGGUGACUUGGGGGAAAAGAUUGGCUUGAAUGGCAUAGACAAUGGUUUUGUGCUGUUCAACCAAUAUCGCAUACCCGGCGAGAAUUUGCUCUCCAAAACCGGUGAUAUCGAUGAGCAAGGCAACUAUGUGAGCAAAAUAAAGGAUAGUCGGAAGCGUUUGGGCGCUUCUUUGGGCGCACUUUCGGCUGGGCGCGUGAACAUUUGCUCACUGGCAUAUGUCGCGCUCAGCAAAGCCAUCACCAUUGCCACACGAUAUUCUGCGUGCCGCAAGCAAUUCGGUCCAGAAGACAGCACUGAAGAGUGGCCUGUGCUCGAAUACCAAUCGCAGCAAUAUCGGCUGAUGCCACACUUGGUGACCAGCUACGCAUUACGCAUAUUUACCAUGUGGAUCGGCACCGCCAACAUAGAUAUGACCUUACGCAACAUAUCGGGCGAGGACACCUCGGACAAGGGCAUGGAAAUACAUGCCAUCUCAUCAGCAGCCAAGCCAGUAUGCACGUGGGCAGCACGCGACGGUAUACAGGAAUGCCGUGAAGCGUGUGGUGGGCAUGGCUACUUGAAGGUAGCGGGCUUGGGCGAUCUGCGCAACGACAACGAUGCCAACUGCACGUAUGAGGGUGAGAACAACACGCUUAUACAGCAGGCGUCCAAUUGGUUAAUAAGCCUGCAACGCAGUGAUGCAAAUUUUGAGAAAGUAUCGCCAAUGGGCUCCGUGGUCUUCUUGAAAGACAUGGACACGAUUUUGCGCACAAAGGCCGACGUACAUAGCGUGCAGGAGGCGCUGCAUCCUGACAACCUGCUGAAAUGCUUGAAUUGGUUGGUUGCCUAUCAGCUGGAUGUUACUGUGCGUCGUUUUGAGAGUUUGAAGAAACAGGGCCAGAACGCUUUUGAAACACGCAACAACAUACAAGUCUUCAACGCACAACAACUGUCCAUUGUCUAUGCACAGCGCACAAUUUACUUUGUAUUCCACCGCUUCGUAAACGAAUUGCCGCUAUCAGCUGAGAAAAAGGUGCUCACACAACUUCUGUCCUUCUUUGGCGCGCAUUUGAUUACAAAGUACAUCGGCAUCUUCUACCAAGGGGGCUAUUUCCAAGGUAAUACGCACACGGAACUCUAUCAGCAAGGACUUUUAGAGCUGCUGCCGGUGCUGAAGAACGAGGCGAUAUCGCUGGUCGAUGCAAUCGCGCCAACUGAUUUCAUCCUCAAUUCGCCGCUCGGCAUGAGUGAUGGCAAUGUUUAUCAGCAUUUGGAGCGCUCCAUCGUGCUGGCGCCAGGCGUUUUCGAACGGCCCAGCUGGUGGCGCGAUGUCACCUACAAGGAGUACUUGCAGAAGGCGAAAUUGUAGAUUAG